GUCGCGACGAUGACUGAUCUAUUUUUUGGCGGUUAGUAAAUAUGUCGACUCCCACCUUCGGCCGUAUCGAUGCAAGGUUGUCGCUUGUUUGGAAUCUAGAUUUUCAUCGACUGCAUGUCUUUUGCGACAUGAAAGAGAAGCCCAUGGGAUGCACGGCCAUGGUGAAAAGCCUCACCUAUGCUCGUAUGAAGGAUGUGACCGCUCAGUUCCCGGAAACGGAUUUCCUCGUCGAUGGAAUUUGUAUGACCACAUGAAACGAGUGCACGAUUACAAAGGCCCUUCUUCAACCGGGAGCACCUCCCCUGCAGCGUCGCCAGUCAGCGGCCACGCAAGCAAUGUUCAACUUCAGGCCUCUCGCAAGCGGAAGGGCGCAUCCAGCGUAGAUGCCCAUGUAGUCAAGCGGUCAAAGUCUGUCUCUUCGCGGGAUUCUCGUCCGAGCACACCUGCCAUGGCCGUGCACUUGGAAGCUCUUCAGACGGAGGAGGUAAGGCACCUCAAGGAAAUGGAGGACCAAUGGGCGCACCGGAUAUCUACUCUGCAAGGCCAAUUGAAUGUUCUCCAGGAUCCCCAGGAUAUUUCCGGACAUGAGCACCUUCGUGCGCAGAUGGCCAGCCUCCAGAGCCUCGCAACGGAAAUUCGGCGCCUCAGUCCACAGCAAUCUACCAGUGAAGCCUACCGGUAUGAUCGUGGCUGAAGAAGGAAGCUGAUCUUAUUAUGAUGAUACCAGUCCGGACAGGAUUUUUCCGGAAGCCAAGAUUCCAUCAACCGAAAAGUUUCUGGAGAAGCUGGGAUAUCCAGGAAUAUAAACCGAUAUUUUUCUCCAUCGCAAUGGCUCUGGAAUACCAGUCUAACCUCUC
Molecule: messenger RNA, 857 nt
Organism: Xylona heveae TC161
Lineage: Eukaryota; Fungi; Ascomycota; Xylonomycetes; Xylonales; Xylonaceae
Exons: 1
Coding region: 149-694 (181 amino acids)
Source: RefSeq, a predicted model, not a curated record